GAAAAUCGCGCCCCUGUGGUGUAAAACACACCAAAUAUAUCAAAUAUAGAAUUUCGUUUAAAAAAUAAAGAGACAUACGGAUAUACAGUGAGCUAUUGUGACAAAUAUACGAGUUAGGGCGUGAAAGCGAGCUUACGCUUGCUACGUGCAGGCUUUGACGUCACACGGUGGGUGUGGAAAGAGUCAACAUCAACAAAAGGAAAAGGACUGAGGAAACAAACACAGGUACCAGAAGGUCGCGGAUUGAAAAAUGUCCAUCUAACAUUUUAGAUCUUUGUAGAUCCCAAACAAGAUCGAGUCUUACCAUGGAGGCCUUCAAGCUGAUGAAGGAACUGAAGGUCAAUCUUGAGCAGGAAAUCCACUUUUUGCCCAAAGAGUCGGGGCUCCGCUUGAUCGAGUCCAACCCAGAGCAGGGAAAUGGAAUUUCAGCACAAUGCCGCAAUGCCAAAGUGGAGGAUCUAUGGAGCUUGACCAGUUUCUUCGGCUACAGUACACAGACUUUUGUCCUGGCUGUUAAUCUGCUGGACCGGUUCCUAGCCAUGAUGAAGGUUCAGCCCAAACAUCUGGACUGCAUCAGCAUCAGCUGCCUGCACAUCGCUGCCAACGUGAUGGAGGAUGAGUGUAACGUGUCGUCCACGCACGAGCUGAUCCGUAUCAGCCAGUGCAAGUUUACCGUUUCUGAUCUUGCACGGAUGGAAAAAAUCAUCUCAGAGAAGCUCAACUUCCAGUUCCGAGCUGUGACUGCCUUAACCUUCCUGCACCUGUACCACGCACUAGCAAUGGCACAUACCUCAAGCAGGAAUGAGGUGCUGAAUCUAGACAAGUUGGAAGCCCAGCUUAAAGCCUGCCUUUGCCGCAUUGUUUUUUCCAAAGCAAAACCAUCAGUGCUAGCCUUGUCGCUCCUAACACAGGAGAUCGAAGCCUCGCAGACGCCUGACCUGCUUGAAAUCGUCCAGUCUAUUCAGAGACAUUUAAGGAUCUCAGAGAAAGAACUGCAACGCUGGAGAGGCCUAGUGGCCCAGUGCCUGGCACAGUACUCCUCGCCUGCUUGCUCCAAGCCCAACCACAAAAAACUGGUGUGGAUCGUGUCCCGUCGCACAGCCCAGAACCUGCACAGCAGCUACUGCGGUGCUCCCGAGCUGCCGACGAUACCCGAGGACAGCUGGAGCGGAAGCGAAGAGGACUGGACUGAAGAGCUCAGCUCCGGCGAGGAGUCGCUCAGCAGUUCCCUGGGCAGCGACGCAGAGGGGCCUUACUUUCCUGCUCACUUCUCACUGCGCAAGAAGUAGGCCAACCGAACCUGCCAGCUAUUCAGAGGCUGCCUCGAAAUACUCUAGCUUCCAUAGUGAUGUCAAACACCCGGACCUCUACAGAUCAAACAGCCACGGUGCCUGGGUCUCACACAAGACGUUGCUCAUGACGGCCUGUUUAUUUUAGUUUCUCUAUUAAUACUGAUUCUUCUCUUCAUUUUCUUGAACGGUUUUUAAGCUAAAAAAAAUUGCACAAGACAGGCAGCUAAAAUUUACACCAGAUAUAUUUCUGGGGGGGAAAAUUUUUUUUUUUGUAGCCAUUGUGUAUUAUUUAGUCAUUGUUGAUGCAUGUCGAAGUCUGCCACAUUCCAAACGAUGCAACCAAGACAUUCAAAAAAGAUCUGUGAGACUUAUGUACGACUGUUGAAUUCUGGGACGAUUGGAUGGAUGAGUGGCAGCAGGAGCCAUACAGUAUUUUGAGUGUGUUCAGUUUAAAACAGCCAGGCUUUAAUUGGUUUUGUGGUGUGUAUGCACUGGUUUGUAAUCCUUACACUUGCCUGUUUAGGUUAGAUUAGCCAAAUUAGCCAAAGUAAGUGUCUGUGUGAAGGAAUGAAUAAGUGUGUGUGUCAGAAAAUGUGAGAAAAUGUCAAUAUAAAAAAAUGUAAAUUUGUAUAAUGUAAAAAAUGAAAAAAAGAUAUGUAUAGUACUUUGUAGAUAUUAACUUAUUUAUUGUUAUUUUUGUCAUUAUAUGGAAGAAAAAAACCAAUAUUUUCAA
Molecule: messenger RNA, 2025 nt
Organism: Trichomycterus rosablanca
Lineage: Eukaryota; Metazoa; Chordata; Actinopteri; Siluriformes; Trichomycteridae
Gene: ccng2
Product: cyclin G2
Exons: 8
Coding region: 306-1289 (327 amino acids)
Biological process (GO): regulation of cyclin-dependent protein serine/threonine kinase activity; mitotic cell cycle phase transition
Cellular component (GO): nucleus; cyclin-dependent protein kinase holoenzyme complex; cytoplasm
Molecular function (GO): cyclin-dependent protein serine/threonine kinase regulator activity
Source: RefSeq, a predicted model, not a curated record